This is a messenger RNA of Seriola aureovittata, 7735 nucleotides long. RefSeq names its product solute carrier family 4 member 8 (gene slc4a8). Gene Ontology annotation, biological process: monoatomic anion transport; transmembrane transport; regulation of intracellular pH. Gene Ontology annotation, molecular function: sodium:bicarbonate symporter activity; monoatomic anion transmembrane transporter activity; solute:inorganic anion antiporter activity. The transcript is spliced from 25 exons. The record is from RefSeq and is a predicted model, not a curated record. The coding region runs from base 248 to 3514 and encodes 1088 amino acids. Gene Ontology annotation, cellular component: plasma membrane. Lineage: Eukaryota; Metazoa; Chordata; Actinopteri; Carangiformes; Carangidae.
AGCGCGGCCGGGAAAUCAUCAUAACAUAGGGGGGCAAAAUUAUGCUUUUCACCGUUUUCCUCAUCUGGAAGAGAUGUUUCCCCUCAACAUGUCUGCAGAAACAGAAGUAGCUGCUGUCGCCAGCUCGUGACUGCUCCUUCAAAAAAACAAAACACGUCCUCAGACAGCGCAGCGAGGCUGGUCAGACCGAAAAGUCUCACCUUUACACUCCGUGAAGACUGAGCAGGUGCACCCAAAGGCCACGAGCAUGCCCGUCAACGACUCCGAGAGCAUACUGAGCUACCAGAGGCCAGAUGAGGAGGUGGUGGUGGACCAGGGAGGCACGAGCUCAGUACUGAACAUCCACUAUGAGAAGGAGGAACUAGAAGGCCACAGGACUCUGUUUGUGGGGGUUCGGAUGCCCAGGCAGAGCCACCGUCACCACAAGGCUCAUGGCUCUCGCCACCGCAAGAAAGAAAAAAGGUCAGGGAGUACUGCAACACAGCAAAGCGAGGGAACCGAGACGACCACCUCCACUCAUGACACGCCGUCACAGAGGGUCCAGUUUAUUCUGGGCACAGAGGAGGAUGCUGAACAUGUGGCCCACGAGCUGUUCACUGAGCUGGAUGAGAUCUGUGUGAAGGAUGGCAAGGAUGCUGAGUGGAAGGAAACAGCCAGGUGGCUGAAGUUUGAGGAAGACGUGGAGGACGGCGGUGAGAGGUGGAGCAAGCCUUACGUUGCUACUCUCUCCCUGCACAGCCUGUUUGAGCUCCGCAGUUGCAUCAUCAACGGCAGCGUGUUGCUUGACAUGCAUGCUGACUGCAUCGAAGAGAUUGCCGACAUGGUGCUGGACCACCAGGAGGCAUCCCAUGAGCUGGAUGACAGCGUGAGAGUAAAGGUGCGUGAGGCUCUGCUGAAGAGACACCACCACCAGAACGAGAAGAAGAAGAACCUGAUUCCCAUCGUACGCUCCAUCACAGAGGGAACCCGCAAACAGUCAGAGCCCCAUCUGACAGCCACAUCUCCACAGCCUCCUCCAGCCACAGAACCAUCUAAGAACGGUGCUGGACAUGAUAGCGCCCAGGUGGACCUCAGCAAGGUGGAUAUGCACUUCAUGAAGAAGAUCCCAGAAGGCGCAGAGGCCUCCAAUGUGUUGGUGGGAGAGCUGGACUUCCUUGAGAGGCCCAUUGUGGCCUUUGUCCGCCUCUCCCCUGCUGUGCUGCUCAGCGGCCUCACUGAGGUGCCCAUACCCACCAGGUUCCUCUUCAUUCUCCUGGGCCCAGAUGGAAAGGCUCAGCAAUACCAUGAAAUUGGACGCUCCAUGGCAACCAUUAUGACAGAUGAAAUCUUCCAUGAUGUAGCGUACAAGGCAAAGGACAGAGGUGACCUGCUGGCUGGAAUAGAUGAAUUCCUUGACCAGGUGACUGUCCUGCCACCGGGAGAGUGGGACCCCUCCAUCCGCAUCGAGCCUCCUAAGAAUGUCCCCUCUCAGGAGAAGAGAAAGCAACCCGGAGUCCCUAACGGUACAGCCUGCCAGGUAGAGGAAGAACUACAUGCUGAGCACCACGGGCCAGAGCUGCAGAGAACUGGAAGGUUGUUUGGUGGUCUGAUACUGGACAUCAAAAGGAAAGCUCCUUUCUAUCUGGGUGACUUUAAGGACGGUAUGAGCCUCCAGUGUGUGGCCUCUUUCCUCUUCCUCUACUGUGCCUGCAUGUCUCCUGUCAUCACCUUUGGAGGACUGCUAGGGGAGGCGACGGAGGGACGCAUAAGUGCCAUAGAGUCCUUGUUUGGUGCAUCUAUGACUGGAGUGGCCUACUCUUUGUUUGCUGGUCAGCCUCUAACCAUUCUGGGAAGCACGGGUCCUGUGCUGGUUUUUGAGAAAAUCCUCUUCAAGUUCUGCAAGGACUACGACCUGUCCUAUCUGUCGCUGAGGACUUGCAUCGGCCUGUGGACGGCCUUUUUGUGUUUGGUGUUGGUUGCCACGGAUGCUAGCUCUCUGGUGUGCUACAUCACUCGGUUCACAGAGGAAGCCUUUGCUGCCCUCAUCUGUCUCAUCUUCAUCUAUGAGGCUUUGGAGAAGCUAUUCCACCUGGGAGAAAUCUACCCCUUCAACACACACAGCGAUCUGGACAAACUCACGCUGGCAUACUGUAGGUGUGCACAACCUGAUAAUCCCAGUAAUAAAACCUUAGAGCUGUGGAGUGAGAGAAAUAUCACAGCAUCUGAUGUACCCUGGGCCAACCUUACUGUCAAGGAGUGUGUCAGUCUGCAGGGCCACUUUGUUGGGACGGCAUGUGGCCAUCAUGGCCCCUACACCCCGGAUGUUCUUUUCUGGUCUACCAUCCUGUUCUUCUCAACCUUCUUCAUGUCUGCCUUUCUCAAGCAAUUCAAGACUAGUCGUUAUUUCCCCACCAAGGUGCGGUCCAUGAUCAGUGACUUUGCAGUGUUCCUCACUAUUGUCAUCAUGGUUCUGCUUGACUAUGCCAUUGGAGUCCCAUCCCAGAAGUUGAAGGUGCCCAGCAAAUUCCAGCCCACCAGAGAUGAUCGAGGUUGGCUGAUCAAUCCCAUAGGACGCAACCCAUGGUGGACAGUCCUGGCUGCCUCUAUUCCUGCUCUUCUCUGCACCAUCCUUAUCUUCAUGGACCAGCAGAUAACUGCCGUCAUCAUCAACCGCAAGGAGCACAAACUACUGAAGGGCUGCGGGUACCACCUGGACCUACUGAUGGUUGGGGUGAUGCUGGCAGUGUGCUCCAUCAUGGGCUUGCCGUGGUUCGUAGCGGCCACGGUCCUGUCCAUCUCUCACGUCAACAGCCUGAAGCUUGAGUCAGAGAGCUCGGCUCCAGGAGAGCAGCCUCGCUUCCUGGGCAUCAGAGAGCAGAGACUCACUGGCCUGCUCAUCUUCCUGCUCAUGGGCUGCUCUGUAUUCAUGACCGGAGCACUGCAGUUCAUUCCUAUGCCAGUGUUGUAUGGUGUUUUCCUUUACAUGGGAGUCUCUUCAUUAAAAGGCAUCCAGUUCUUUGACCGCCUGAAGCUUUUCGGCAUGCCAGCCAAACACCAGCCAGACUUCAUCUACCUGCGCCACGUCCCCUUGAGGAAGGUACACCUGUUCACUCUCACCCAGCUCACCUGCCUGGUGCUCCUCUGGGUCAUCAAGACUUCACCUGCUGCUAUCGUCUUUCCCAUGAUGGUGCUGGCUCUGGUUUUUGUCCGCAAAGUGUUGGACUUGUGCUUCUCGAAGCGGGAGCUAAGUUACCUGGAUGACUUAAUGCCUGAGUGGAAGAAAAAAAAUCUUGAUGAUGCCUCCAAAAAGACAGAAGAGGAAUCACAGGUAAUGCUCAGUCCAAAGCAGGAAGAUACAACAGCUGUUCAGAUUCCCAUGGAGAGCAGCAAGCCUUCUCAGACCCUAAAAGCACACGACCCCAAGUGUGACCCCUCUGACAUUAAUAUAUCUGAUGAAAUGUCUAAAACCACCAUGUGGAAAUCCCUCACCUCCAAUCAAAAGGACUCUCGUCCUGUGGCUGCUAAGAAGGAUUGAAGGGAUCACGUUCAUAGACGAGUGAAGGAUGUCCAGAGUCCUGGCAGAGUGACUACAGUCAAAUGAGACUGUAGUUCUGGACCACAGGACGCUGCGAAUUGGCUGCCUUGACCGUCAGCCACUUCAGUGCUCACAGAAACAAGUCUCCAUGAUUUCUACCAGCUACCCUCAACACAUAGUCCACAAACACAUAGACAAACAGACAAGGGUGCGUUAUACUUGCAUACAGGCAGACAUAUGCAUGCACUUUCUUUUAUCUUUGUGAGGACUGGAACAGUGUACUGUGUUUGAAAUCUUAUGUCCCUGAAACAACUAAAACCAAUGCAAACUCUGAAACUAGCCCUAACCUCACUUGACCCAUCAUUAUCAUCUUGGCUCGGGGGUUUAUUUUCAUUUUAACGUGGCCUUCAGUGGUUAACCCCAACCUCACACUUAACCAGCUGACCAGUGGCCUGCCCUCAUUUCAACCAUCAUCAUGUCAUUUCAGCAAUUAAACUACACAGGGAAGAAGAAAGCCAUCAGUGACAAGGGCUACCUUUGGCUUUCCAUCUUCCACAAGCCAUUCUCCCCUGUAACAGUAUUCACCUGUGAGAAUUUGAUACUAUUGAACAGCUCACUUUUAAAUAAUUUGUGGAAAGCAGUGAGACAGACUGUAACCACAGACAAAUCCUGAAGCUGCUCCAUGACAGUAAAUAAUGAAACAACUGCAAGAACACUGUGACAGCUGCUGGCAGCCAUGGAGAUUUCACUGAGAUAUGCGGACAUUUACUGCCGCACAGCUGGAAGCAAUACAUUCAUAAAAAAACUCAUUUGGAUGUAACUUCCCAAACCACCUUACAGCCCAGUCAGCCAGUCAGUCAGUCAGUCAGUCAGUCAGUCUAAAACAACAUCCUACAAGUUUUUCAUGUUCCAUUUUUGUUGAAACUCUGUCAGAACAGUGUUGAGUCAGUCACUUGUGGAGGCUGUAGUUUGUGGUGCUGUUGAACUGCUUCUAAUAUGUUGUCCCCAUUGGAUUAUUUUAUCUUUGGUCCUCACAAAGAUAGGAGAGUGUGUGUGUGUGCUGUACACACACACACACACACACACACACACACACCACACACACACACACACACACACACACACACACAACAAUAACAAAAACAACAACAACCUCUCCCAUUUUUAGACCUUGUCAUCAGAAACAACACCCAGGUUCCACCUCUCGACUGUAUAUUUAGCUUGGCUAUAUAACGGAGCACUAAUGCUCCCUGAAAAACAAACCAGGUUCUUUUUAUUAAUCUAAAUAGGUUUGCAAGUCAUCAUUCCUUAAAUUUACUCUUUUUAUUUAAUGUGCCAUGAGUGUUUUUUUAAUAGUGGUAUGGUCAAUUAUUUGGUAGAUUUUAAAAAUACAUUGAAGGUUCAGUAAUACAUAGACAAAUCCUCUUUUGGGGCAUAAAACUUUGUGUCAGUUUUUUUGUGAUGAUGUAAACUGAAAAGUGUAAAUGUUAGAAGACCCGCUUCAGAUGAAGCAGUGGCAUCAAUAAUAUGGUUUUUGAGGUGUAAUCUUUUCCCUUUAUGGAUGUUGAUUGUGUAGGGUGGAGGUUGUUCAACCAAAUGCUUGUCAUGUGUUAGUACAGUGUCUUAUUUCUUUACCUCAGACAAUGUCAUGAAUGCUAAUGUAAGGCACUUUGGAUGAUGUCAGGUCAAGGGAAAACAGAGCAGAUAAGUGGUGUGUGCGUUUGUGUAUGACAGAGAGAGAGUGUGUGUGUGCCUUUGAGUAUCAGGAAAAUAAUAGCUAUGUUGUUUCUUUUUUGGGGGGGGCUACAGGAUUUUAUUUUAAGCAAUAAUUUCUCCCAAAUUCAACCCAAAUUAACCUUUAUUUAUGAGUCCUUGUUUAUCCAUCUCUGGGUGGAAUAAAGGCUGUUCAGGAAAAUGUAACAUUUGAAGCCUAAAAACACUUUUAUUAAUGUGCCAAAAAGAAAAUUUUGACAGUUACACAGCACUGAGAGAAGAUUUUUUUGAUGUUGUUUUCAUUCCUUGUCAAUUUGGACAAACAAGGUUCUACUGUGAUGUGUUCGCCCUCAUUUUGUGCUGUCAGAGUCAAAUCUGAUGGUCAUCCUUAAUUAAUUUUGGAUAGUGAGUUUCACACACUAGUGUCACCUCAAAGCUCAGAGAGCUAAAGGAGUAGAGAGUUUAUGGUGUAAGAGAAUGAUCUUCAAUAAUUACUAAUAACUUUAUUUGUAGUUGCACUUUCUGUAGAUAAAGACUUUGUGAUAUAUUUUAUUUUCAAGAGAUCUAUUAAGCAAUUAAAUGAUUUUACAAUAAUUUAUUAUUCACAGUUAUUUAUUUUUAGAUAUAAAAUUCCAACAUGUUCUCUUUACUUUCUGUAUAUACUGUAAUAAGCAAAGUGAGCAAAGAGAAAGGCAGAAGAAUGCAGCACGUAAAUAAUGCUUUGAUGAAUGAACUCAAAAAAUAAACUAAAAUACCACCACAGGUUGUUAUUACAUGGAGAGCAAGAGCUCUGAUGGCAGACAUCAGAACUUUGUCUAAUAAACUUUAAUCAUUGAUGGAGGACAUAGAGAAUAAACAAUUAUUGAUUAAAAGGGAGUAUAGUAUUAACAGUAGCAUAAAAAGAGAAGAGUAAAUAAACUUACUCAAUAAUGUUGCUAAGGUUUGCUAACACUAGCCACCAAAAGCUACUGGUCAUACCAGACCAAGUGAGGCUGUAGCUGCAAACCCCUUGAGUGUAUUGAAUAAACUAAUGGUGCAUUUUAUUGCUAAGUGAUUCAACUUUUCAUUUAUAAGUGGAAUAACUAGUUUUUUCUUCUUUCAUGAAUAACAUACUUUCACUUUAAACCACUUUAAACUCAAAACACCCAAAUGACUCAAAUCAGUCCUUUAAAAAUGAAACUUUCAGUGAAUUAAUAAAUUAAUCUGUUAAAAAACCAUCCAAUUAAAAUAUUUGAUGGAGUCAUUUACUAAUGUUUUAAAAUAUAUAAUCUCCUUUUACUGUACAAUUAGAUAUCAACUAGUUAAUUGUUUUAUAUAUAACCGUAUUCAAGGCUUAUUCCCCCACAGUCCCCUUCAUUUCUAUUCAAGUGACAUUAAAGCAAUGUGCACGAGUACAGUAAUCUAUCACUGUAACUUCACAUAUGCAGUAAUACCUCCUCUAAGACAUGAAUGAAAGUUUUAUACAGUGUGUUUGCUGUCAUGUACUUCUGCUUUGACUCUGUCAGACUUUUGAAUGUGAAUAGUCUUCAUGUGUCUGAGGACCCAUAACUAAACUGAUGAAUGGCAUGACUAAAUAUUAUUCAUUGUAUAAAUAUAGAUUCAGACACACAAGACUGAGUGCAAAGACUAGCCAAAAUAAUGUGUAAAUUGAGAAAAAAAAGAAAAAAAAGAAAAAUGCUUCCAUAAUGGACCAGACCAAAUGGUAAAAAAAAAAAAAAAAAACACUUUUAAACAUGCAGUGUCAAUUACCAUAGAUGUGCUGUAAUGAAAAUAAAUAAUUUAUUUAGUAAUUGUUAAAGUGAUUUUAAUGAGCAUCAUGUGUCUUAAAGUUGAUUUUCAAAUGUGAAUGUGUGAUAAACAUAAAGUAAAAUGCCUUCUGUAUACUGUAGGUUGACUGCAUAUACAUGUGACCAAGAGAGGUCAUAAAUUUUGACGUAUGUGAGUAUAUGUGCUGUACAUGUGUGCCUGUCACAGAAUACAUAACCAUUUCCUGUCGUACUGUCAUUUUGACCUUUGACCUUACAUCUGACCAAAAACAGACCUGUCAUUAAGUCUUUAAUGAGGCACAGGCUGUCAAAAAAAUCAUUACUGUGUCCCAUUUUGGACAAUUGUACCAUUUCUUUGUCAAAAAUACAGCAAGAGACAUACGUUGCAAAUGUCCUCCUUCCCUGCCUAUGUCAUUUGUAUGUGUAGAUAAAAGUGAAAACAGUGCACUGUGAGGCUAUGUCCUUCUCAUGAAUACAAAGACAAAAUCUGUGUCUGAGGAAAAGGAUGAAAGAGAGAGAGAGAUGUUAGAAAACAUGAAGCUUUCAGGGAGAAGAGCAUCUGUACUGCAGUAACCUUAAACUUAUUGUCUUGGAGCCAUAGCAAGAGCGAUGCCUUGUCUCUUCAACCACUGAAUGAUUAGUCUUGAGCAAAAGAAUUCUACAUGUUUUUUAUGUAUGUGUAAUUUAAUUUUAAUUUUGAUUAUUGAAAAAUGGGAAAUAAAUAACUACAGUUGAAAUGAAA